CUGCAGAACACAAGACAUGGGCAACGCUCAGUCGCCUCCUCACAAAGAUCCUCGCUUUGCUUCCGCCUCCAGAGCUUUCACUCACACUGAGCUUGAAGAUCUCAAGUCCCUGAUCGAGUCCUUGGCUGCUCAAUCCCACAGCGAAGGCCAGUUCGUCUCUCCCUCGAUUUUUCAGAGUUAUUUCGGGCUUCAUGGUCCUCUUGGAGAUAGGAUGUUUGAUUUAGUGACCCAGCAACGCAAAGACCAGAAGCUCACUUUUGAAGACCUGGUGGUUGCCAAAGGGACUUAUGAGAAGGGAACAAGAGAUGAUAUUGAAGAGUUCAUAUAUAAAUUGUUGGACCUAAACGGUGACGGCGUUUUGGGGAGGUCUGAUCUGGAAGGUGUUCUGGUUGCAAUGUUUGAAUAUAUAUUCAAAACAGAAAACUCUGAACCUGGAUCAAAUACAUAUCGUGAAACUGUGAAUGUGUUUCUUAAUGCUGCACGGUUUACAAAGCACGAUGAAGGACAUACUGAGGAAAGUUUGUCUUUUGAAGAUUUCAGAAAUUGGUGCACUCUUCUCCCUUCUGUCAGGAAGUUCCUUGGAAGCUUAUUGAUUCCACCUGAUCAAGGCAGACCAGGUUCUCAAGUUCCUCAAUUAUUGCAAGUGGAGAACAUCAACUCAAAUAUGAUAUUAUUGAAUGAGGUGUAUGCCUGGCAUAUAGGAGGACUCCUUCCUCACCAAGAGCUGGGAGAAUGGAAACUAUUGUACCAUAGUGCUGUUAAUGGUCUGAGCUUCAACACAUUUGUGGGAAACAUAUUAAACGACAAGGGGCCAACUGUAUUCAUUAUCAAGGACAAAGAUGGUUAUGUAUAUGGAGGUUAUGCUUCCCAACCGUGGGAGAGGCAUGGCGAUUUCUAUGGUGACUUGAAGUCCUUUCUUUUCCAAUUGUAUCCGAAGGCAUCUAUUUUCAGGCCUACUGGAGCAAACACUAAUAUACAAUGGUGUGCUGUGAAUUUUGGUUCAGAGAGCAUCCCGAAUGGUAUUGGUUUUGGAGGAAAGGUGAAUCACUUUGGUCUCUUCCUUUCAGCAAACUUUGAUCAGGGGCACACUUUCGAGUGUACCACAUUUGGUUCCCCUUGCCUCUCUAAGACUAGCCUUAUAUGCCCGGAAGUAAUAGAGUGCUGGGGAGUUGUUAGGAAAUCAGCAGAUGAACAAAAACAGGACGGCGCUAAAGGCACUGUACUGGAGAGGUUUAAGGAAGAUCGUCAUAUGCUUAACAUGGUUGGGCUCGCAAAUUCUAGCGAGUAAUAUUUGUACAGAAUCCGCAUAUGGUUGUAAUUUGAAUGUCCACAGGUUUACAAAAAUCUUCCUUCUCCGUGGGGAAUCAGCUUUCUGUGAUCCCAUUGUUCUUUGGAUGGUUUCCUACUAUACAAGUCAUGGCUCUUUAUCAGUCCUUGAACUUACGUUCUUUAUGGGAUCCCAUUGUUCUUUGGAUGGUUUCCAGUUUCCUACUCAACAAGUCAUGGCUCUUCUGAACAAGUGUAAUAUUUAUUAUUCACA
This is a messenger RNA of Fragaria vesca subsp. vesca, 1540 nucleotides long. RefSeq names its product TLD domain-containing protein KIAA1609 homolog. Lineage: Eukaryota; Viridiplantae; Streptophyta; Magnoliopsida; Rosales; Rosaceae. The record is from RefSeq and is a predicted model, not a curated record. Bases 17 to 1288 code for a protein of 423 amino acids. The transcript has 8 exons. Gene Ontology annotation, molecular function: calcium ion binding.